UUUUUUUUUUUUGAAGUACUCGAUUUUUUUCCCUACGUAUAGAUUAGUUUCCUUACUGGCCUUAGCACGGCGCAACGCGUUUUCCAUCAGACACAUAUCCAACAACUCUAGAUAGAUAUUCCAUCAUCUUCUUGCGUCAUCCUGCUCAACUCUCACGUUCUUACUCUGUCCAUGAAUGAGAAACGAAGAUCCACCGUUAGUUCGAUACCAAAGAUGCGUUCUCUUGCGGCUAUUAUACUCCUUCUCAGCUUCAGUUCAUGUUAUUCUCUUAAGGAAGAAGGUUUAGAUAAAGAUAGAUUAGAGAAAGAUCUUUGGUCUGAUGAAGAUUCUGCGAUUCUGAAAGCUGUUGGGUUUCACAGGAAAGCACUUGCACCUCGUAGCCCAGUAUCAUACGACAAGUUGCCUUCCAGAAGAAACAGCAGUGAGGCUGGGGCUGCAACUAUCACUCCACCAUCAUCAUCCCCACAACCUUCUCAAAAGAAUGUCUCAACUCAAUCCUCAACAGCUUUGGAUCCAGGAACUACACAAGAUGUUUCUCCUUCACCUCCUCCUCCUCCUCCGUCUGUUCCCGAAGCAAGCUCUCCCACUCCAAGAACCUCUGCUUCUUCUUCUUCUUCUUCUUCCUCUUCUUCAGUGGUUGGUCCUGUAGUUGCUGCCUGCGUAGGCGGUGUUGUUCUUAUCAUCCUUGUAGCUACCGGUGUGUUCUACUUCAGAAGAAAAGUAGGGAAGUCAGUGAAUCCUUGGCAUACAGGUCUUAGCGGUCAACUUCAGAAAGUCUUUGUAACUGGUAUCCCUACUCUAAAAAGAUCUGAGAUUGAAGCUGCAUGUGAAGACUUUAGUAAUGUCAUUGGAUCAUGUCCUAUUGGUAAACUCUUCAAAGGAACACUAUCAAGUGGAGUGGAGAUAGCUGUUGCUUCUAUUAACACCACUUGUGCCAAAGACUGGAAGGACAAUACAGAGAUUCAGUUCAGGAAGAAGAUUGAGAUGUUAUCCAAGAUAAACCACAAGAACUUUGUAAACCUUCUUGGCUACUGUGAAGAAAACGAACCUUUCACCAGGAUCUUGAUCUUUGAGUAUGCUCCAAACGGUUCACUCUUUGAACAUCUACACAGUAAAGAAUCAGAACACUUGGACUGGGGAAUGAGGCUAAGAAUCUCAAUGGGGUUAGCAUAUUGCCUUGACCACAUGCACCAACUCAGCCCACCGAUAGCUCACACAAACCUCGUCUCAUCAUCACUUCACCUCACUGAAGACUACGCUGUUAAACUAGCUGACUUCAGUUUUGGUCCGUCUGAUACAGAAACGUGCAACAACGCAAACAAAGACACAGACAUCUCAGACAAUGUUUACAGCUUCGGUUUACUAUUAUUCGAAAUGAUAACCGGGAAACUCGUGGACUCGGUUAACAAACCAGACUCGGUAGAUACCGGGCUAGUAGAUUUCUUGAGAGGAGAGAGUCUAGCCAAGAUGGUUGAUCCAGCGCUGGAGUCUUGUGAUGACAAGAUUGAGAAUAUAGGUGAGGUGAUCAAGUCAUGCAUUAGAACCGACCCGAAAGAGAGGCCUACGAUGAAAGAAGUCACGGGGUGGCUACGGGAGAUUACGGGCAUCUCACCUAGCGAUGCUACACCGUCACUAUCGCCUCUUUGGUGGGCAGAGUUGGAGGUUUUGUCUAUUGCGUAAGAGAGAGAGUCACCAACAAGAAGUGUAAGUAUGUUGGAAGAUGUGUGAGUUUUGUAAUUGUGUUUUUGUAGUUGUCUACUCAAAAGUGAUAAAAAAAAAAACAAAACUGAAGAUGCUUGUUUUUGGCUUCAGUUCAAGUUACGUAAAUCUAUAAUUAGUGUAUUUAGUGGAGUUAUAGAUGAACGUUGAAUAAAAAAAAAGAUGAACAUGAA
Raphanus sativus (radish) is the source of this 1892-nucleotide messenger RNA. Its product is annotated as inactive receptor-like serine/threonine-protein kinase At2g40270. Bases 172 to 1680 code for a protein of 502 amino acids. Gene Ontology annotation, molecular function: ATP binding; protein kinase activity. The record is from RefSeq and is a predicted model, not a curated record. Gene Ontology annotation, biological process: protein phosphorylation. NCBI's taxonomy places the organism in Eukaryota, Viridiplantae, Streptophyta, Magnoliopsida, Brassicales, Brassicaceae. The transcript is spliced from 7 exons.